CUCACUCAAAGCCUCUCGAUCUUCAUUCCUGUCCUUUUCCUUCUAUUAAUUUUUCUGCCUCGCUUUGGAAAGAUUUCAAUUCUCGUUCUAAGAUACCCAGAGAGGGAGAAGUCAUUCAUGGCCACCUGCAACAUGGCAUCGGCUGCUUCCGGAUUCGUGUUGGCGCCUUCUGUUGUUGGAGGCAGCUCAACUUCUGCCUCCAGGAGCUCUAUGGUGGCAUUCUCUUCAAAGAACAACCACUCGAGGCUGGUGGUUAGGGCUGCCGAUGAGGCUGCGGCGGCGGCGCCCUCCUCCUCCGCCCCCGAUGCUCCUGCGGCGGAAGCGGAAGCUCCCAAACCCAAGCCGCCACCUAUUGGCCCCAAGAGAGGAGCUAAGGUUAAGAUUCUUAGGAAGGAAUCCUACUGGUACAAGGGCGUUGGUUCUGUUGUUGCUGUUGAUCAGGACCCCAAGACUCGCUACCCAGUCGUGGUCCGAUUCAACAAAGUUAACUAUGCCAAUGUAUCCACAAACAACUACGCCCUGGAUGAGAUUGAGGAAGUCAAAUGAGUGAAUAGUCGUCCAAUGUAAUUGUAAUUUUAAAGAUGCUUGUAGCUCGAGGAUUUUCUUGUCACAAAGAUGAAUCUGUAUUGUAUUUUCUCUCUCAAAUUCAUCGUUUUAGCUCCCUAUGCCA
Messenger RNA from Neltuma alba, 670 nucleotides. RefSeq names its product photosystem I reaction center subunit IV A, chloroplastic-like. The record is from RefSeq and is a predicted model, not a curated record. Gene Ontology annotation, biological process: photosynthesis. Gene Ontology annotation, cellular component: photosystem I reaction center; photosystem I. NCBI's taxonomy places the organism in Eukaryota, Viridiplantae, Streptophyta, Magnoliopsida, Fabales, Fabaceae.